UUAAAAAAAUUAAAAUCAAAUAGAUUCGUUGCAAAACGCGGCCACAAACUGCGGGGCGCGCGUCGGCGGCUGUUGCUGUUGCUGCUUUGGUGUCUCCUCCUCCUCCUCCUCUCUUCUCCUCCUCCUCCGGCUGGGAGCUUCAGACAUCUUAGGAGAGGCGGAGGAGGGAGAGAUUUCCGGGCCCCCGAAGCGGACGGAGCUUUCCUUCCUUCCAGCCGAGCCCGAGCCAAAGCCAAGCCGAGCGCCGGGUCGCGCCUCUCGGAUUUUUACGCACCGCGCCGAGCCCAUGGGAAGCUGCUCCGGGGGACCCCGAGGGAGGAAGAUCGCGGCGUGGAACCGUCCCCUUGGAUCUGCUUUUGGCUUUUUUUUUUUGAUGCUUAAGUGUUUCAUUUGAUUUUUUUUUAAAUUUAUUUUUUGCAACCUCCUUAAAAAACACCCCGUCUCCCCCACCCCACCCCACCUCCCCAAAAUCCGCUCCACUGGGAGCUUCGCUCGGAUUUGCAGACGUCUUGUGGAUGCGCAGCCAAAGGAAUUAUUAUUAUUCUUAUUUUUUUUGUUAUUAUUGGGGUUGUUAAAAAAAAUAAAAAAGGGGGUCAGCGGCCUUGCAACGGAGCGGCUCGGGCAGGAAGGCACAACGGGACAUGGCCGGGGCGAGCAUCAUGCUCCCGAACUCCGGGAUCCCUUAGUGUGUCGCAUUGCUGAUUCUUAGGAGGGACCCCCCCCCCCAAAGAAGACUGCUCCGCCCACCCCCCCUCUGGCGAUGGCUGGAUCUACACAACCGGCAACCCAGACCUGGCGAGGGGCAGAGACCCACUACCCCUCCCACGCCAUGUCCUACCCCGUGGCAUUAAACCAGCCUCAUGUGGAUGUGAGUCUCUUGGAAUAUCAGCACCAUCCCAGAGAAUACCCUUCCCACCUGCCCCCAGGGUCUCUCUUACACCCCCAACGACGCAGACCCUCCCUGUUAUCCGAAUUUCAGCCGGGAAAUGAAAGAUCCCAGGAGACUCACACUCGGACCGAGUCCCAUUCGUAUCUCUCGGAUCUGAGCAAACCAUCGGAAAUCGAGUUUAUUGAGACCAAGCGGCCUCGGAUGGAGCUCUUACAGGAGCCGCUGCUGAGGCCUCCGACUCUGCUCAGCCAGGCCGGAACAGAGGGUUUCUCCAGGGAUCGAGGCAUUACUGGGAAACUGGAGCCCGUUUCUCCCAUCACCCCUGCCCAUCCUGACUCAGAACUGGAUCUGCUCCCGUCCCGGCUCUCGAAGGAGGAGCUGAUCCAGAACAUGGACCGCGUGGACCGAGAGAUCACCAUGGUGGAACAGCAGAUCUCCAAGUUGAAAAAAAAGCAGCAACAGCUGGAGGAAGAAGCGGCCAAACCGCUGGAGCCCGAGAAGUCCAUCUCUCCCCCACCCCUGGAGUCGAAGCACCGCAGCCUGGUCCAGAUCAUCUACGACGAGAAUCGGAAAAAGGCAGAAGCUGCUCACCGGAUCCUGGAAGGAUUGGGACCCCAGGUGGAGUUGCCCCUGUACAACCAGCCUUCGGACACGAGGCAAUACCAUGAAAACAUUAAAAUAAACCAGGCAAUGCGGAAGAAGCUGAUUUUAUACUUCAAGAGGAGAAAUCAUGCUCGUAAACAGUGGGAACAGAAGUUCUGCCAGCGGUAUGACCAGCUGAUGGAAGCUUGGGAGAAAAAAGUGGAACGCAUUGAAAAUAAUCCGCGGCGCCGAGCCAAAGAGAGCAGAGUCCGUGAAUAUUAUGAGAAACAGUUCCCGGAGAUCAGAAAGCAGAGAGAACUUCAAGAACGAAUGCAAAGCAGGGGAGGACAAAGAGGCAGCGGAUUCUCCAUGUCGGCAGCGCGCAGCGAGCACGAAGUGUCGGAGAUUAUUGACGGGCUCUCGGAACAAGAGAAUCUGGAGAAACAGAUGCGCCAGCUUGCCGUCAUCCCGCCAAUGCUGUAUGACGCGGAGCAGCAACGCAUCAAGUUCAUCAACAUGAACGGGUUAAUGGAUGACCCCAUGAAGGUCUACAAAGACCGGCAAGUGAUGAAUAUGUGGAGUGAGCAGGAGAAGGAGACCUUCCGAGAAAAGUUCAUGCAACACCCAAAGAAUUUCGGUCUUAUCGCCUCUUUCCUGGACAGGAAAACAGUGGCGGAUUGUGUCCUCUACUACUAUUUGACGAAGAAGAACGAGAACUACAAGAACUUGGUGAGAAGGAAUUACCGCAGGCGAGGGAAGAACCAGCAACAGCAACAACAGCAGCAACAGAUGCCCCGGAAUAACCAAGAAGAAAAAGAGGAAAAAGAAAAAGAUGCAGAGAAGGAAGAGGAGAAGCCAGAAUCUGAAAACGACAAAGAGGAACUGACAAAGGAGAAGAACGAGGACACGUCUGGCGAGGACAAUGAUGAGAAGGAAGCUGUCACCUCCAAAGGGCGCAAGACGGCCAAUAGCCAGGGCUGGCGGAAAGGGCGCAUCACUCGAUCCAUGGCCAACGAGGCCAACCACGAGGAGGUGGCUGUGCCCCAGCAGAAUUCUGAGCUAGCUUCUCUGGAGAUGAACGAAAGUUCUCGCUGGACCGAGGAGGAGAUGGAAACGGCCAAGAAAGGUCUCCUUGAACAUGGACGCAACUGGUCCGCCAUUGCCCGCAUGGUGGGGUCAAAGAGCGUCUCGCAGUGCAAAAACUUCUACUUCAACUACAAGAAAAGGCAAAACCUGGAUGAGAUUCUGCAGCAGCACAAAUUGAAAAUGGAGAAAGAAAGGAACUCUCGGAGAAAGAAGAAAAAGGGCCCCGUGAUCCAAAACGAGGAAAGAGCUUUUCCACCAGUGACCGAGGACGAAGAGAUGGGCCAGGAUGGGUCGGGCACCAGUGGCAACGAGGAGGAGAUGGCCGAGGAGGUUGAGGCAGAAGUUGCCGUUAAUAACAGCUCUGACACAGACAGCCUGCCUUCUCCAAGACUUGACACCAAAAAGCCUCCAGAAAACGAGUCCAAACCGAAUCCCGAGGCCGAAGAAGAGACCACGGUCAACACGGAGAAAGCCACAAUGUCCCCGGAAGCCAACGCCGUAGACUCCGCUGGUCAGCCGCCGGAUGGGGCUGAGCCUGGCCCAGCUGGGACAGAAAAGCCGCAGGAGGAAGCGAAAGUCGAUGUAAUAAAAACAGAAGAUGUAGAAGGAAACCCGAAGGACCCAGAAUCGGACAAGGCGGAGAUAAAAAUGGAGGAAGGGGCAAAUGUCCUGGAAGACAACAAGGCCGAUGACCAGAAAAACGAGACCAGUAAUGGGUUGGGGGCAGAGACCGAGGAGACCCCCAAGUUGGAGAAGGAGGAGUGCCCCAAAGCCAGCAAAACCGGAAGUGCUGCCUCGGAUAGCGAUUCUAGCGCCACAUGCAGCGCGGACGAGAUGGACGAGCAGGACCCGGCAGACAAAACCAAGUUGCCAACUGCCCGCUUAAGUCUCCUUGGUGCCCCCAACGAUGCCCGACUCAGCACCUCACCUCAGAAGCCUCUGGACCUGAAGCAGCUGAAGCAGAGGGCAGCUGCCAUCCCUCCUAUUAUUUCUGAAGGUGCGCUGGAGGGAGCGUUGCAGAGCGGGGCCACCAAAGCUCCGGCGCCUCCCCUCACCUUGGCCCUCUACCAGCAGCAGAACACUUUGGCCCAGGAGGAGGAGGAGGAGGAGGAGGAGGAGGAAACUGCACCUAGCAAGCCGCCCCCAUCGGAGAAGGAGCCCCCUCUUUGCUCCAGCACGAGCACCAGCCCUCGAGAUGCGCGAGGAGCUUCACAUCGGAGCCCGACUGAGGCAGACAAAGAGGAAAAACCGGUGCUUUUCACCCCCCUUCCAGAUGGACAGAAGCAAGGUGGAGAAUCCGCCACUACAACCUGUUGGCCGCCAGUCCUUCCCUACCAAGGCUCCUCGAGGGAUGUGAUCCGCACCUCACCACACACCGAGACUCACCCAUUUCAAUACAACCCUUCCGCAGCUCAUCCCAUUGCCUUGAAUGCUCACGAAAGUUCUCGGACAGGCCCACCAAGGUUGUCAGCCAUCUCCAAUCCUCCGCCUCUGAUCUCCAACAAGCAUCCCUCAGUUCUUGAAAGAACACCUGGCUGUAUCUCCCAGGGGGUACCUCUCCAGCUCCAUGGUCCAUUCAGUUCGGAGCACGCAAAAGUCUCCAUCGGUGCCAUCGCUGUGCCUUUGACGAUGGAUCCCAAGAAGCUGGCGCCGUUCUCUGGAGUGAAACAAGAGCAGCUUUCUCCUCGAAGUCAAGCUUGUCAACCUGAAAGCUUGGUUGUGCAGACCUCGCAGGAGAGCUCCGUUCUUCGAGGUACCUCCUUGUCAGGAGGAAGCAUCAUUAAAGGGAUUCCCAGCACAAGGCCACCCUCGGAAUCUACCAUCACCUAUCGGGGUUCCAUCACACAUGGCACCCCAGCUGAAGUGCUGUACAAAGGAACCAUUACCAAGGUAAUUGGAGAAGACAGCCCCAGCAGAGCGGAGAAGGCAAGGGACGAGGCUCUGCCCAAGGGACACGUCAUUUACGAGGGGAAGAAAGGACAUAUCCUGAGUUACGAUGGUGGGGUUGCUAACCAGGUCCCUAAAGAGAACAGCAGGAGCACCGCGGCAAUGCAGGAGAUGACCGGCGCCAAGAGAACGUACGACAUGAUGGAAGGGAGGACGGCCAGGCUGAUAUCCGGACGUGAACUUUCCUCUGCUAAUAUAGAAGGUUUAAUGGGCCGAGCCAUCCCUCCCGAGAGACACAGUCCACUCAACUUAAAGGAACCACAUCACAUCCGAGGCUCCAUCACGCAAGGAAUUCCUAGAUCCUAUGUAGAAUCUCCAGAAGACUAUCCCCGAAGGGAAGCCAAGCAACUCAAGAGGGAAAGCACACCACCAAGGGAUUUAUCAGAAGCCUAUAAGGUCAGGAGCCAUGAGUCCCUCACUCCGUUGAAGCUAAAAGCAGUUCACGAAGGACUGGUCACCACGGUGAAGGAAGCCGGGCGAUCGAUUCAUGAAAUUCCGAAGGAGGAUCUUCAUCGCACGCCCGAUCUCUCUCUAAUGGCCCGGCCUAUUAAGGAAGGAUCGAUUACCCAGGGUACUCCACUGAAAUACGACACAAACACAUCCACAAAUACCAAAAAGCAUGAUGUCCGGUCUAUUAUUGGCAGCCCGGGCAGGAAUUUUCAUCCCAUGCUCCCCAUGGAGGCCAUGCAGGACCCAAGGACGCUGGAAAGGGCUUAUGAGGACAAUUUGAAAAACAGGCCCAGCCCAGUGACGAACUCUGGUAGCUCCAUCACGAGGGGAGCCCCCAUGAUUAUGCCUGAGCCAGGGAAGCCUCGCCAUAGCCCCCUCACGUACGAGGACCACCAGACGGCUCAUGGGGCAGCUUUUGGAAGUCACCUGCAUCGAGGGUCCCCCGUCUCCACAAGAGAGGCAGCCCCUAGGCAACUUGAAGGAAGCAUCACGGCUGGGAAACCCGUGUCUCAAGACAGGAAGGUCACAACCACCUCCAGAGACAUCGCCAGCUCCAAAUCUCCUCAUACCCCACUUCCAGAACACCACCAUCCGAUGACUCCGUACGAGCACCUGCUCCGUGGAACAAGUGGCAUGGAUCUAUACAGAGGCCACAUUCCGCUGACCUUUGACCCUGCUGCCAUUCCCCGAGGGAUUCCCUUGGAAGCAGCUGCCUAUUACUUGCCGAGGCACCUUGCUCCUGGUCCUACGUACCCCCAUCUCUACCCUCCCUACCUCAUCCGUGGUUACCCAGACACCGCUGCCAUGGAGAACAGACAGACCAUCAUCAACGACUACAUCACCUCCCAACAGAUGCACCACAAUGCUGCCACGGCUACCACCAUGGCUCAGAGAGUCGAUCUGCUUCGUGGCUUGUCUCCACGAGAACCUUCCCUGGCUCUCAACUACGCAGCAGCAGGGAUAAUUGACCUGUCUCAAGUACCACAUCUUCCUGUGCUCGUGCCCCCCACCCCAGGCACCUCUGCAGCCUCCAUGGACCGCAUCACCUACAUGCACAGCGCUGCCCAGCCUUUCAGCAGUCGACACAGUAGCUCACCUCUCUCACCAGGUACCCCUGCACAUUUAGCCAAGACGGGACCCCCGGUUUCCGAACGGGAGCAAGAACGGGACCGUGAAAAGGAACGCAAGAAAUCAGUUGUGACCAGCACAGCCACGGUGGAGCACGCACCCAUCUGGAGGCCGGGCACCGAGCACAGCAGCGGCCGUACCUCCGCACACUCUCACAAGCACUCCCCAGUCUCCCCUCGCACCCAGGAGAACAUUCAGCAACGUCCCAGUGUGCUACAUAACACCAACAUGAAGAUAAUCUCUCCAGAAGGUCUCACUCCCUCCGUUUUGCGAUCUUCUUCUUCUUCCUCCUCUUCUUCUUCAUCAUCAUCCAUUGCCACCACGUCCCCAGCCUGCUCCUCUGGGUUCUGUCCGGCAUCGGCAUUGCGCAGCUCCAUGAGUGGCUUGGACAACUACGCCUCAGUGAUGGAGUCGGCUCAUGUGCAGAAGGAGGUCUCUUCCUCCAGGACCCAGGACAUCAAAAGCGAACGGUCUCAGCCUGAGACAAACCACCUGUUCACCUCAAAGUUGUCCGCGGGGCCAGGCCUAGAACAGACACCUUCACCUGUAAAAGCUACCGAGCCCAAGACUUUGUCCUCUUCUGGGCCGGGGGCGAGCCACCCGUUUAGCAGAGGACAGGGGAAAAUCCAGCCUUCGCAUCACAGCCCCCUGGACCCAUCACUGCACGCCGUUUCGGCCCCCGAGCAGCCGAGUAGAGAAAAGAGUAAACCCUUUUCAGUGCAGGAACAGGAGCUGCGAGUACUCGGUAAGACUACCAUGACAGCGGCCAACUUCAUUGAUGUCAUUAUCACGCGCCAAAUUUCUUGCAAUAAGGGGAGGCCCGAAAGAAGUUCAUUAAAUAACAGCACCAAUGGCGAUGUUUUCCGUGGGAACUACAGUCCUGAUGGCGUUGAAACCAUAAGCCCCGUGAACUCCCCCUCUGCCAUCCACGAGAAAGGGAUGAAGCUGACUCAAGAUAAGGAGACAGGUUCCCUCAAACCUUCAGUGACAGAGAUCUCACACAUGCAACAGCUCCACCAGAUCACUGAGGGUCAUCAGUCCCCGAGUCAGCCAUUGCAGGGACCCCCGAAUGCCAAAGGAAAUCAGCGUGUCGUCACCUUGGCCCAGCACAUCAAUGAAGUCAUCACUCAAGACUACACGCGCCAUCAUCCCCAGCAACUCAAUCCCCAUAUCCAGCCUCCCGUCUACUCCUACUCGGGGGCUGGUGGCCCUGUCCUGGAUCUCCGACGAGCUCCUGCCGAAUCUUACCUCCAGCACCAACCAAUGGAACAUGUUUCAUCUUCUAGAAUUUCCCCUGAAAAUGAACCAGACCAAAGGUCCCCUGAGCAAAUUAAAAUUCCAUCUUCAGACAACUGCAUCGAGCCAAUUUCUCCUCCUGAGGGAAACGGAGAAGCCGAGCGUGUCCGAAACAGCGCCUACCCCAUUCUGUACCGCGAGGCAGAGCAGUUGGAGCUGAGAGGAUGCACCCGAUCCCCUGGAAACAGCGUCCAACCGCCGGCCUUCUUCAGCAAACUGACAGAGAGCAAUUCCGCCAUGGUGAAAUCCAAGAAGCAGGAGAUCAUCAAGAAACUCAGCACGAGCAACCGGAACGAGGCGGAAUACAAUGUUGGACAACCUGGAACAGAGAUUUUUUACAUGCCAGCAAUGACAGGAACAGGGUUAAUCAGUUGUAGGAGCCAGGCGGUCCAAGAAAACCCCAGUUCCAACAUGGGGCUGGAGGCCAUUAUCAGAAAGGCUCUCAUGGGUAAAUAUGACCAUCGGUGGGACGAGCCCGCUCCUCUCAGUACCAAUGCUUUUAACCCUCUGAAUGCCAGCCCAAGCUUGCCCGCUGUUCUGCCUGUAACCUCUGCUGAAGGACAGAUUGACGAGAUACAUUCUUCCACGCCAGGAGGGGGGAAACCAAAGGCCGCCGCACGAGCGAACAGUCGGAAGGCCAGAUCUCCAGCGCCCGGCCUGUCCUCCUCCUCCGCUGAGAGGCCACCAUCCGUUUCAUCCGUUCACUCCGACGGGGACUGUAACAGGAGGACACCUCUAACCAACCGGGUUUGGGAGGACAGGCCAUCAUCCACAGGUUCAACGCCGUUUCCAUACAACCCCUUGACGGUGAGACUUUCCACAGGAGUCGUGACCGGCCCCCCACCCCCAACUGCCACCGUUCUGCAGGGCAACUCCGGUAGCCAGAACCACGGCUGGGAAGAGGAACCCAAACCUUUGCUGGUUUCACAGUAUGAGACCCUCUCGGACAGUGAAUGAGAAAAGAGAAGGGCGUGACGGGAAGACCAAUGGACAGAUGGAGGUGGUGGCUAUGGAACGGGUCAGGGCCGGCGGAUUCUGGGAGCUUGUCUCCUUCAGGCCAGCUGCCAGAGCUGUUUAGGGGGGUGGGGAGUCUUUUGUUUAUUUUUUUAUGACAUCUGGAAAGAGGGUAUUAAAAAAAACCCCACCACAAUAAAAGAAAGCUAAUAGGUUUAAAGCCUUAAAAACAACCAGGAAAUGGAGCCCACCGCCCACCCCAUCCGAUUUUGGAUGAGGGCUGGUGGCCAAGAGGAGGGAGGGGCUUUGAGAUGGCCAAGUCUACCAACACUCAGGGGGGUUUUCAUCUUCUCCGUCAAUUUUGUCCUUCAGCCCAGCAGAGAAAAGAGAGGGUGAAGGAAGAGUGUUGGCUUGGUCAACUCUCAGUGAGGCUCACCUUCCGGUAUUGGCCCAAGUACCUUCUUGAGAUGGGCUGCCGACCUAAUACUUGAAACACAAAUCAUCCAACCCCUUUUCCCGUAUCUCCUCGUCUUAGCUUAAUGAGGGACCGCCGCGGUGGAGCUGUGUGUUGUUGGUCAUCUAGAGAAGGUGACCCAAUAAAUUACAGAUCUCAUUUCUGGUCAUUCGAAGCAGGAGGGUCAGGGUGUUUCUCCUUGUUCUGUGCCCUUGUAGACACCAAAGUGUGCGGCUGAACUUGCAAUAUGUUAGAAGCAAGUAGACGGAACUUGGGGUUCAAGAGAUGGACGUCAAGGAGAAAAACUGAAAGAGAUAAGGUUGUUUGGGACAACAGGGAGAAGGAAUUGGAAUAUCCAUCAGAGAUAAUUCCUCUAGUUAGGGGAUUGACUAUGGAUGGAGAACAGAAGAGGCAGCUGUUGAAAUGUACCAAGCUCUCAAAACGCUGCUGUGGGUAUCAUCUAUAGCAGUGUUUCUCCACCUUGGCUCCUUUAAGAUGGGUGGACUUCAACUCCCAGAAUCCCCCUGGGCUAGGGGAAUUCUGGGAAUUGAAGUCCACCCAUCUUCCAUCUGGCUGCAAUGGAGAAACACUGAUCUACAGGGUAUAUUUUUGUUACAUUUUGGGGGGAAAUGAUGCCAGAUUAUUUCAGAGGGUUAUUUUUAAUUCUCGUUUUUUUUGGGGGGGGAGAGGAAGGACUCUAAAACAGUGUUAUAUGCUGCUUUUUUUUGGUCGCUACUCUUGUACAAAGAGGGUUUCUAUGUGGCGUGCAAGAUUUUUUGAGCUGUUUGUCCAUUGUAUGGAAAUGUCAAGAAGUAACCAUGACCCAGCAAAAUGGUUCUGUAAUUCAGUAGAAUGUAUUAACGUAGCUCUUUUAUUAAAAAAAGAAAUGUGAAUAUCUAUAUAUAUAUAUAUAGAUAUAUAUAGAUAGAUAUAUAUAGAUAUAUAUAUAUAUAAAUAUUAAUGCAGACAAACACAUACAAACACACACAGAUACACAUUCACACAUAUCAUUUCUGGAGCCUUUUAUCACCUGUAGGGACAAAGCAAGGGAGGCUAUCGUAUUUUUCAAAAAAUUCUCUCGAGAAAAAUAAGAGAACCUUGCAGGAAAGUUGAAAUAGGUAGUUUUCUGUGUGCUUAUUCAAUUGGGGCAGGGGUUUGAGGAGAGGCUCCCCUUCCCCCCUCCCCUUUUUAACUUUCACAAACCACCAUGACUAUAAUUCAAAGUGAAUAUUCUCAUUUUGUCAUUGGUUUUUUCUUCCUUUCGUUUCCCUUGUCCUACCCAUGAACAGUGAAAUCUCAACCUCGGUAACUUUAAGCUUCCAGAAUUCCCCAGUCAGCCAUGUUGGAAGUCCAUAUUUCUUAAAGUGGAUAAAAUUGAGAAAUUCUUUUCUUAGAUGGAUGGUUGUCAAAAUAUUUUUCUUACUGAAUUCUUGAAGCCAAGGAUCCGAGAUAGUUGAGUCUUUUCUGGAGCAGACAAGAGCCAUGUUGGCAUAGCUGAAAAAAGGACAAUAUCACACGGUUGGUGUCACCCCAUUGUUUAAAUUUGUUUCUACAGUGAAGUUUGCUUUCCCAACCAUUUUUCUUCUAACUCAUCCUCUUCAUUUUCUCCUAUUGAUGCAGCUGCUUGUUACAGUAUAUUAAACUCCGGCAUGCAAUAUUAAAUUUUUGCAAAACUGGCAUAUGUAAACAAAAGCUCAGAAAAGAUUUCAUGGAUUGGGGGGGGGGUGUUACGAGGACUCUCUCUCUGUUUCCCUUUUGUUAAGACUUCUGGAUUUCUGAGGCUGAAGGAUUCGGCCUAGUGGGGCUAAGGAAUGCCCCCACUUUCCAAACCCCCAGUUAAGUCUUGACAAUGAAGGACCUGCAAUCAAAGGAUGCGUUAGCACAGAACCUGGAAGGAUGUUCUGGUGAUAGACAAAUGAUGUGGGGAAUAAAUUCUAGAGUUCAAGAACAGUGCAGCCUCUGUUAUAAAAAGCAACCCAAAAACCUACUUGGGGCAAGGCCAGAUUUUGCUGAGUACUAUCUCACAAGGAACAAAGAAAAUCAAGAAGCUGCUCUUAGAUAGUUGAAGGGACGUGGUGGCUCAGUGGCUAAGAUGCUGAGCUUGUUGAUCAGAAGGUUGGCGGGUUCAACUGUUUGAAUCCCUAGGACCGCAUUACGGGGUGAGCAUCCCAUGACUUGUCCCAGCUUCUGCCAACCUAGCAGUUCGAAAGCAUGUAAAAAAAUGCAAGUAGAAAAAUAGGGACCACCUUUGGUGGGAAGGGAAGAGCGUUCCGUGCGCCUUUGGCGUUGAGUCAUGCCGGCCACAUGACCACGGAGACGUCUUCGGACAGCGCUGGCUCUUUGGCUUUGAAACGGAGAUGAGCACUGCCCCCUAGAGUCGGGAACGACUAGCACGUAUGUGCGAGGGGAACCUUUACCUUUACCUAGAUAGAUAGUCAGGGCCAUGGUGUUCUGCUAUGUCUUAAAAAGACUGUCCAGCUUCCUUCUUUGAAGAACCUCAAUGUUCUUCCGGGACAGGAAAUAUUUAAGCAUGCCCAUGUACAUCCCACACACCCAGUUUUCCACACAGAUCAUGCAUCUGCCUUAAACAGAUUCAAAUCCAGUCAGUGUCUGUCCACCUUUUACCUUACAAGGGAGGUGAUGUUUUUUGUUGUACUUGGGGGGGUGUUCCUAUGUUGUUUAUUCUUGGUCCUCAUCGACCACAAAGCUCACAAGAACCAUCGAUAGGCAAGCAAACAAAACUAAUGGUAGAAGAGAAGGGACACCCACCCACCCACCCACCCACCCAGCCUGCCACAACUUUGCCCAUCUAUCCAUUGUCUUCGUUUUGAAAACUGCCAAUUACUCGUCUUGCUUUUGAGCGUUGUAACUGGGAAGGGGGCCAAUCUAUUUUAGAUCAAAAGAGUAACCCACCUGCCACACGUGCCUAGAAGUUGUUGAGAAGAGUGAUUGACAAUGGAGGCUCCACUAUCAGUUUUGGGUUGUUGGGUUUUUUUUGCCUUUGGAAUCUCAGUUUUGUCGUCAGAAAACCUCUUCAAACCAAAUCUUGUCUUCACAUCUCGCCUGUGCUGUGGGAAAGAAAAGCCCAAAAUACCUUGAUGACGGUUGCAAAUUACCUUGGUUUUUACCCAGAAUGAUAGUUCCUAUCUUUCAUUCUUCAGUAGGAUUUUUUUUUUCUCCUUUGAUCGAUCAAAGCCAAAUCUUUAACUCAUCAAUCGUUGAAGCUCCUUGAGGAACCUCACGAUAGACCAGAAAACCUUGAUUUUUGUUUCAUCGAAUUAUCUCCUGAUCUGAUCUUUCAAGUUGAUUUGGGUCACCACGAGGUCAGUUCCAAGAAGUCAACCUUUCUCAUUUCCUUCUUGAGCGCUGCCGUAAAAGUGGUUUGCCCUUAUUCUUUGGCCAACACAAAGCUCUUCCCUGGAGGACCACAUCCAGAGAAGGAGUGACCUUUGCAGUUGGCUCACAAAUUCAGGAAACCCACGUGCAGAAUGGCCUUUUUGAACUGGACAUAAAUACAUACCAGUUGAUGUCCUUCAGCUCAGCAAGAGUGGAGCCCUCACAAUUCUUUGCUUUUAGCCAUACCUUGUCCAACUGUUGUUGAAGACGUAGACUUUUCAAAGGUGCCAGGUUAUCUGGCGCUGCUUGGAGAGCUCCAGACUUACUCAAGGUUCAUAAAAGACAAACGUGUGGUGCAGAUGGAUAGAAAAUGCCCUGAGCGCUUUGCUUCAACCUGUCUUUUCUUCCCAAAGCUUCAGACGGCUUUGCUUUAGACCUUCCGACAGCUUUGUAAAUUUCCUAUUUGUAGCAUCGCCUCCUCCUCCUCCAACCCCAACUUCUUAGUUCAGCUUAGGAGGGCUAACUCGGCACUUAUUCACCCGGGCUGAAAUCACACUUUACUCUAGUCCAGGGGUCUCCAACCUGGCAACUUUAUGACUUGUGGACUUCCAACUCUCAGAAUUCCUCAGUCAGCAUUUUGGGAGUUGGAGUCUACAAAACCAUAAAGUUGCCACGGUUGGGAGACUCCUGCCCUAGUCUGCCUUGGACCGUGCACAUACAGACACAUACACGCCACUGGAACACAACACAGAGGCGUCCCUUGCCGGAGUUUGCAAACAGUACAUUCCAGGAAGGGAUUUUAUGAUCCAAAAACAAAACGAAACAAAACCCAACCUUCCUUUCCAAAGGUGAUUUCUGCAUUGUAUUUCUUUCUGUGUAUUUGUGAGUGUAUGUGUUUACAAACACAGGCACGUUCUCUUGGAUUCUCUGGAUACCUACUGUGUUUGUGUGUGUGCAUGUACCCUAGUAGAAAUGCAAUGACUCAUCUUUUUGAGUGCCUGAAUCUGGCCUUGCACGCUGCUCAAGGGCAACUGAGUCAUGGCAACUGGUCUUAUUUUCUUUGGGGUUUGAAAUGUUUUGAUGUUUCUCCAACCUUCUCCUCCUUCUCCUUCCUCCUCCUCCUCCUCCUCCUUCUCUCUUGUCUUCUCUUCUUCCCUAGUCCUUUGCUUUUUCUUCUCUUUCCUCCCCCCUCUCCCCUUUCCUUCCCUCCUCCUCCUCCCUCCUCCUUGUCCUCCUCUACUUGGACUAGCAGCAAAACAUUUCAAAUCGAAAAAGAGAGGAACUCCAAUUGCCCUGGCUUAACAUUCCAGACAACUCUUCCCCGUAUCUGGAUGACUGAGAAUCUUCACGGACCUCCCCACAGGCAUGUUUGCAUGCCAAAUCGAUCUUGGCAAAACCUCCAUCCCACCCACUCUCCCAACUCCACCCCACUCAGAGAGGCAGCAGAACCCCCUCUGCCCACGGUUAGCUCCAUGCCAGGUGAACCCCAAGCACUGCAUCCGCUUCAGAGGAAAGCCACAAUGUCUACACGUUGCAUCAUUGACGUCUGUUUGAGUGACAUACGAUAGGUCUUAACCGUGCUGUUUGCAAUCACCUUUUUAAAAAGUAAAUAAAUAAUAAAUAAAUUGUGCAAUCUGGACGGGUGGGGGGGGAGGGGAGAGGAAGCUAUGUUAACCUAUUAAAAGUUUGAAGUGUUCUCUGCUUUGCUGUUUGUACAAACACACACCCACACAAAAGGAGAAGAGCAAUGUUAUUGUUUGAACUGUACAAGGGUGCGUGGGGGUGGGAGAGAGGGGGGGGGGAAAUACCUUAUCUUUUGUACAACCAAACUGUGCAUAGUGAGUUGUAUGAUAGAAACACGACUUGUACAUAGAAAACUGCAAAUUGUAAAUAUUGAUGCAGCUUGCUCUAAAAAGGUUCUCUCUCUCUCUCUUUUUUUUUUUCCUUUCUAUGAAAAGUGAAGUUUUGUUCAUUGUUCUUGUUCUCAUUUUGUUGGGUUUUUUUUUUGUUGGGUUUUUUUGCUCAAAGCCGGCCACAAGGCAAGUGGCUUGGCAGUGACAAAGCACUGCCUUCCUGUUUCAAUAACGAAUAAAAACAAAACAAAAAAAAGAAAGGGAAAAGAUUUUUCCAGUUAA
Messenger RNA from Ahaetulla prasina, 14257 nucleotides. RefSeq names its product nuclear receptor corepressor 2 (gene NCOR2). NCBI's taxonomy places the organism in Eukaryota, Metazoa, Chordata, Lepidosauria, Squamata, Colubridae. Gene Ontology annotation, molecular function: transcription corepressor activity. The record is from RefSeq and is a predicted model, not a curated record. The coding region runs from base 761 to 8335 and encodes 2524 amino acids. Gene Ontology annotation, biological process: negative regulation of transcription by RNA polymerase II. The transcript has 47 exons.